Ostreobium quekettii is the source of this 3078-nucleotide messenger RNA. The record is from the annotation of a GenBank genome assembly. Lineage: Eukaryota; Viridiplantae; Chlorophyta; Ulvophyceae; Bryopsidales; Ostreobiaceae.
AUGGGCACCGAGGGUGCCAUAUUAGUCGAGGGGGAGAAUGGUCGGAAGAGGAAGCGCGACUGGCUCAACCCGUCCAAAUGGCUGGCCGGCUACACGCGGUGGGCCUACAAGCGACCCAUCCGGAUCUUCCUGCUGGUGUGCGCCAUACUCAUCCUGUGCACGAUCGGUGCCGUCGCCUCCAACGCUUGGGACUUGAGCGAUGAGGGUGACGAAUGGACGCUGAAGAAGAACAGACACGCAAAGCAAGACAAGGCCAUCCAGGAGGCAGAAGACCUGUUGGGCAGCUUCAUCAAACAGUCUAAUCGCAGCGAGGACAACUUUUUCCUGAAGCUGGGCUUCAUAUACAAAGGCACGGGCGACCCUCAGAACAUGUUUACUGAGGAGAACCUUGCGAUCAUGAAAGAGGUUGAGAACACGAUGCUCCAGAACGCAAAGUUUGUCAACUUCUGUGAGCUGAACUACACGGAUGUGGACAACCCCAUAUGCAUCAAUCCGCAGUCGCCCCUGCCCUUCUUUUUCCAGUUCAAUGCUUCCAACCAGUCGCAAGGUUAUGGCGAACCUAUUCGAACCGUGGCAGAGGGGCUGGCGAUCAUGAGCGAGGAUUUGUUCACAAACGGCUUCUUCUUCACAGGGGAAUUCACUGAAUCAGGGAACACAACAUCCAAAUAUACUCAGAGCCGCUACUCAUUCGGUCUGCCAGUGCCUGGCUACAACAACAGCAAUGAAGAAGAUGAAGACCAGAUUGAGUAUGUCUAUGACAACUUCCUCAAGGAAGUGGAGAAUGAUUUGUUUGAGGUGCUGGGCAUGGAAGCCAAGAAUUUUUUCCGCACGGAGCACUGUGACUCUGGCAAACUGCGUGGCGUGGAGGUCGUUUUUGGUGCCUUUGCACUGCAGAAUGAGGAGUUCGAGCGGGUUGUCUGGAAGGACUUCACGUGGGCUUUCCUGAGCCUGCUGUCUGUGUGGCUGUACAUGAUGUUCCACCUGGGCUCCUUCUUCCUGUCUUGCGUGGGCGCCUUCGAGGUGUUCAUGGCCUUCCCCACAGGGCUGUUCUUCUACAGGACAAUCUUUGGGGUGGACUAUUUCGCACAGCUGCACAUCCUGAUCAUCUUCAUCCUUCUGGGUCUGGGCGCCGACGACGUCUUUGUGUUCACGGAUGCCUUCAAGCAGUCAGAGGCCAUGCCUGGCGUGGGAAAGAGCUUGCCGGAGCGGCUGCAGUACACUGCCCACAGGGCCUCCAAGGCCGUCUUUGUGACUUCUUUCACCACGGCUGCCGCAUUCUUUGCCACCGCGACCUCCGGGCUGAUGCCCAUGAGGGCGUUUGGGAUAUUUGCCGGGAUCUGUAUUGUGCUGCUCUUCCUGAUCAACGUGUUACUCAUGCCACCAGCGCUGGUGCUCUGGGCCGGGUACACACCUUGGUGCGUGAGGCGCUGCUGCUGCUGCUGCCCACCAGUGUGCAGAUUUCUCCAUCGCUGCCUGCCUUGCUGCGUUUGCUGCCAUGUGGUCGACGAUGAAGGAUUCGACCUUUCAUCCGGGGCUGCUUUCAAGGAAGUGGCCGCGAACGCGGACAACUUGGAGGGGGGUAAGUUGACUGUGCAGACAGCGCAUCCAGAGGAUCAGGUGUAUGAGAGGUGCACCAGUGCGCUGACUGCGGAGGCUGUCUCAAAAAUGAGGCCGCUGGAAAGGUUCUUCAAUGGCAAGUACUUCAACUUCCUCAAGGUGGCCAGGUGGCCACUCAUCAUUGCGGGCGCCGUCCUGUUUGGCGUCGCCAUGUACUACAUCACCACCUUCUCCCCACCCGAAGAGACGGAGGAGUGGUGGCCUGACUACCACAACUUCAACAAGUACCAAGACUUGACGGACCGUGGGGGGCCCUUCAUUUCAGAGGAUGACGACACCUUUGCAACGGUCAAGCUGGUGUGGGGCCUGCGGGGCAUGGACUUGACGGGUUAUAAUGUUUGGGACCCAGAUGACUGGGGAGUGGUGGAGUACGACACAGAAUUCAGAUUGUCGUCCCCUGCGGAGCAAAGCCACCUGCUAGGCGCGUGCGGCAAGGCGCGGGAGGCCCUCUGUACCGCCAGCGCCUGCGAUGCCGACGAGAACGGCGACAAGUUCCUCGUCCGCUUCGACCGCUCCAAGCCGGACUCGUUCGAGCGCUGCUGGAUCGAAGACAUGGACGAGUACGUCCGCUCAAACACCAGCCUGGGCUACCCAGACGGCCUGCCGGUCAACGAGACCGAUUUCCUGCCCGUGUUGAAGCUCUUCAUGGACACGGAGGUGUUCCUGUUGAAGUACCAGGGGCACGUUGGCCUGUUUGGGGGUGACGACUUGAAGUACGUGCAGCUUGAACUGACGUCCACCUACCGGCCGCCCACGGCGCACCAGAAGACGGAGCCGGUACUGAACGCGUGGGAGGAUUUCAUUGUUGGGCUGAACGAGGAGGCGGCGGCAAACGGCGCGGACGGGGUCAGCGCGGGCUACCAGACUGGAGGGUAUUCCUGGGUAUGGAUAUUUUCGCAGAAGGCCCUCAUCGACAACGCUGUCCAGGGCAUCUUCAUUGUUUUUGCCAUCGCCUUUGUGGUUCUCAACUUCGCCACAGGAAACGUUGUCAUCUCAAUCAUCGCCAUUUUCACUGUGGCGGGCAUUGUGACAUCUGUCAUGGGAUUGGCAGUGAAGGGCAUCCAGGACUGGGACUUUGGUGUCGCAGAGUCCAUCGUCUCUGUCAUUCUGGUUGGCUUCUCAAUGGACUACUCCCUCCACUUGGCAGACUCUUACAUCGAGAGCGAGCGCUCCACCAGGCUGGAUCGUACCCAGGACUCGCUAACGCGCCUGGGCAUCUCUGUGACUGCUGGCGCCAUCACCACACUGACUUCGGGCCUCUUCCUGUGGGGUGCCAUACUGACCUUCUUUACCAAGUUCGCCUUCAUGAUCACUUCGACCAUUAUCACCUCCUACCUGUGGAGCAUGCUUUUCUUCCCGUCCAUGGCAAUGACAUUCGGCCCCGAGGGCAGCUUUGGGGACUGGUCGACGCUGAUUGCCGCCAUGAGAGGCUGGUGCGGCAGGGGAGGGGAGGGCAAAUGA